AUGUCCGUAUCAAGUCUGAAACGCCCUGCUUCUGUCGAGGCGAGUAAAGCACCGUGUCCCCGCUCAAAGGCCAAAGCCUCGACCCCAAACAGCAUUGGCCAAUGGUCAACAACACACCAGGCGUCAAGAAAGGCCUCGGGAUGGGGAAAGGACAAGCCAACAACUGGCAAGCAGACCAACCGACCAAGCCUCUCCGAAAGAACUUCUCCUGCGAGACCUAGUCAGAAGAUAACAGAACGGAACUCCGGUGCUGCAGGACGACAUCGCCUCGACACAAAUGCUCCGACCCAUCCGUCACAUAAACCAAGUGCCAACAUCAAACAUGAAGAUGACAGUCUAGAGACUGCCAGGGGGUUCGAGACUUCAGAGGAGGCCGCGGAUACUACCAGCCAUUGCUCUUCAUUGUUCGAACCCUACUCCAGGUCGACUUUCACGCCUGAUAUGACCCCAGGCGACCUGGGCACAGAGGAUUAUGCAAUCUAUAGACAGCCUUUUCAGCAGGCUCGUCAAGGCUUGGGAUCCAUUCAGGAUGCCUUUAUUGCUCAAGGAAGGAAAAUAAAAGAUUUAAAUGAAAGGCUACAGCAGUUUCCUACUAAGAAGGAUAUGGAUCAACUCCAGUCAAAGAUUCGGGGCCUUGAAGAGAGGCUCCGAAGGGAGUCCAGUGUUAGGAGCCGGAUGGAAGCGGAAGAAGUGUUUAAGAAACUGCUGAAAGAAGAGAGACCUCGAUGGGAGACCGAUCUCAGAAACCAGACCCGAGAAGUGAUUGGGGAAUUGCUGAAAGAAGAGAGACCUCGAUGGGAGACCGAUCUCAGAAACCAGAUCCAUCAGCUUCAACUUACCGGAAGUAUCUGUGGUCACCAUAACAGCGUUGAGGGCGGUAAACAAAAGGGCUAUGAUGAAAAGCCAGAGACUCUCAGUACAGGCGCAGCCGAUUCUGAAGUCAGCACCCCACCAACGGUUGACGAAAUAGUACAUGUGUCUGAGCCACAGCAAGAGCUGGGAAUGUUGAAAAAGAAAUACGGCGAACUUGCAUUGGAAAAUUACCAAACACCCCAUACGAUAUUACGCCUUAAGGAGGAAAUCAAGAAGCUCGAAAUUGAGAAUACCAGGUUGAAGGAGGAAAUCAAUAGGCAGCAGAAUGGAGACUCGCGACUGGUCCGCGGUAACUCCCCAGACCUCCAGGCCGCACUCUUCGACGCCAUACAAACCGUCCUGCAGAACUUCUCAGGCCUUCAAGCCACUCCACAAAAUCCUCAGCAACCCCCCCCGCAAAAUGACGUACAACAUGCCCCGAAUAUUGCACAAGCCACUGACAAGAAUGGAGACGAUGAAGCUUCCUCUCCCCCGGAACCGGACAACAAGAUGCUGCAAGAAAGUCAGUCGUCCUACCUGGUUCCCCUCGUGACUGAGACUCCUCUAGAAUCUCCAGGGCCCCUAGGGUUACCGGAAUCCCCAGGGUCAUCGAACGCCCUAGGAGAGAUAGAGCCCCUAAGAGAAUCAGAAUCCCCCACAGAGCCAGAUCUCACGGAAGAACGAGCACAACCAGAACAACCAGAGGCAGCAAAAGAAGCAGAAGAAGCAGAAGAAGCAGAAGAAGCAGAAGCAGAACCCCCAAAAGAGCUAGAACUCCGGGGAGAACCAGCAGAACUAGAACAGCCAGCGGAACUAGAACAACCACCAGAACUAGAACAACCACCAGAACUAGAAUUCUCAGGAGAGCUAGAAUCUCCUGCACUACCUGGACCCAUAGGAUCAUCAGAACCCCUAGGAUCACCACCACCGCCUCCUCCUACACACCGUCGAUCCCAGGACAGCGGUGGCAGCAAACCACCAAUCGGUGGUGGCACUCGGGAAAGAAAGCCGAAACGGGCCAGAGACCAGGUCGUAAAACCUUUCCUCUCAAGGAAAAAAGGAAGCUUGGAAGAUGUGUAA
Messenger RNA from Scedosporium apiospermum, 1932 nucleotides. RefSeq lists its product as uncharacterized. The record is from RefSeq and is a predicted model, not a curated record. The transcript is spliced from 2 exons. NCBI's taxonomy places the organism in Eukaryota, Fungi, Ascomycota, Sordariomycetes, Microascales, Microascaceae. The coding region runs from base 1 to 1932 and encodes 643 amino acids.